ACGGCGCGGCCCGAGCCCCGCGCCGCCCAGGCGGGAGCGCGCGCGGCGUUCCGGGGGGGGAGCGCGCGGCUCGCAUCUUUUGUGUGUGUGUGUGUGUUUGUGAGCGCGCCGGGCGGCUCGCCCCUCGGCGGGGCCGCGCUCGGGGGACGGCUCUUUGUGUGCGCGCGCCCUGCCCCCAGCCCGCCGGGGGACAAUGUCUCAGCCCCGAGGCAAGAAGAGAAACCCUGGGCUGAAAAUUCCUAAAGAAGCAUUUGAGCAACCGCAGACAAGCUCCACACCACCCAGAGAUCUGGACUCCAAAGCCUGCAUCUCAAUUGGUGAGGAGAACUUUGAGGUGAAGGCCGAUGACCUGGAGCCCAUCUCGGAGCUGGGCCGGGGCGCGUACGGCGUGGUGGAGAAGAUGCGGCACAUGCCCAGCGGGCAGAUCAUGGCAGUGAAGCGGAUCCGAGCCACGGUGAACAGCCAGGAGCAGAAGAGGCUGCUGAUGGACCUGGACAUCUCCAUGAGGACAGUGGAUUGUCCCUUCACUGUCACCUUCUACGGGGCACUCUUCAGAGAGGGAGAUGUGUGGAUUUGCAUGGAGCUGAUGGAUACCUCGCUGGACAAAUUCUACAAACACGUCAUUGACAAAGGCCUGACGAUCCCCGAGGACAUCCUGGGCAAAAUCGCCGUCUCUAUUGUAAAAGCACUAGAACAUCUCCACAGCAAGCUCUCUGUGAUCCACCGAGAUGUAAAGCCCUCUAACGUGUUGAUCAAUACGCAGGGGCAGGUGAAAAUGUGCGAUUUUGGCAUCAGCGGGUACCUCGUCGACUCUGUGGCUAAAACCAUGGAUGCAGGAUGCAAACCCUACAUGGCUCCGGGGAGGGGAAUCACCGGCAGGCAGCUGAACCAGAAGGGAUACAGCGUCAAAUCUGACAUCUGGAGCCUGGGCAUCACCAUGAUCGAGCUGGCCAUCCUGCGCUUCCCCUACGACUCCUGGGGCACCCCCUUCCAGCAGCUCAAGCAGGUGGUGGAGGAGCCCUCGCCGCAGCUGCCAGCAGAGAGGUUCUCAGCAGAGUUCGUCGAUUUUACCUCGCAAUGCUUGAAGAAGAAUUCCAAAGAACGGCCAACAUACCCAGAGCUUAUGCAACAUCCUUUCUUCACCCUGCACGAAUCCAAAGAGACAGACGUCGCCUCUUUUGUCAAGCUCAUCCUGGGAGACUGAGAACUGGACUUGGGGAAGAAUUGCCCUUCUGUGGACUGGUGGGUGCAGGGGAGGGGCACGUGGCAGGACUUGUCAUGGAAGCACCAACAGAAAGUGGUUUUGUUUUGCUUUGGUUUGGUUUUAUUCUGAGAAACCCCCGCCUCGCCCGAGUGUUUUGAAAGGGUUCUUUGGUAUCCAUAGUGACAUAGAGCGAGCUGGUUAGUGGAAACGCAUUUUAAUAAGGUUGGUAACCUUAAAACAAAAAACAAAACAACAACAACAACAGAAAAAAAAUUUUUUUUGAAUGAGUGAUUUACAUAUUUAAUGACAGUCGAGGUUCCUCUUCCUAACUUGCUCCUCAUCCCCCUUCCCUUCCCCCUGAACCAGAAUUUGCUUUGUCAUGGUAAUAGGUGCUAUGGUAGUCAUGAAGUUGUAUGUAGAUUUAUAUUUUGUCCCUUCCAUUAUUUUAAUAUUUAUGUUAAGUGCUUGAUGGAAUAGAUUUCUGUUUUAUAUGAGGAUGAGUGCGUGGUGAUGAUGAAGAUGAUGAUGAUGUUGAUGAUGAUGAUGAUGAUGAUGCAAAAUGAGGCCACAGCAAGCAGCACUUGCAGGGCUUUGCUGGGGAAAAGGUGUCUGAGGAGAGGAGAGAGCAGAGGAGAAGUGUCCCUGUUGUGGAAUAUAUUUCAUGUGCAUCAUAAAAGGAAUGGAUGAGCAAGACUUGCAGCUCAGCUGCUCGAGCUGUGCCAGGGAGGGAGGCCCUGGUGUCCCCUGUGUCACCUCCAGACACUCUGAGUCCAGCUGGUGCUUCCCAGCCCCGUGCCACCCCUGCCCUGCUGGGUGGGAGUGCCUGGGACAGUGUCUGGGACAAGAGGAGGCAAGGAAGGAGGCUGUGAGAGAAGUUGCACAAAGAGGAGGAGGAGGAGGAGGAGGAGGGGGAGGAGGAGGAGGUGGAGGUGGCUGCCCUGGUCCGUGCCCGCCUGCCCAGCAGCGUUGCAGUGCCCGAGGCUCCCUUGGGCUGGGGAUGAGCUGCUCUGGGCCUCAGUGGGAGCUCCUCUCUCCUCCUGGGGGUGGGGCAGGAUCACAGGGUGCACGGUGGGACACCCCUCAGGACUGGGGGCGUUUAGUGCUGGUUUCCAGGGCUCCUGGCACUGCUUUGGCAGCAAUCCCUCCCUGCUUGCCCACAGGGUCUGGGAGUGCCAGCGCUGCCAGGAGCCCCUGCUGGCACGUGGACUGGGCUGUGCCCAGCCCCAGCUGGGCUCUGCCAGCACCACGGGGCUCUACAGCAGCACUGGGCUCUGCCCUGGCUGCAGGGGGAAGCUGCAGCCUGGGAAACCACGCAGGGACACCACAGCCCACCCUGCCCAGGAGCUCCCUGCUGCUGGCCAGGGGCAGGAGGAGGAGGCUGGUGAGGUGGGAGAGGAGCUGGAGGUGCCUCUGCCCUGUGUCAGUCAGUGUGUGGAGCAGGGGGCACUGUGAGUGUUGCUGAGCCCGGAGAGAGGCUGCUGGCUCCAGGUUAAUGCUGCUUGGAGCCACAGCUGCCUGAGCUCCUCUGCCUUUGCCCUGGCUCCUUCCCCCAGCCCUGCAGCGGGCCUGCCUGUGCAUCUGGGGGGCUGCACAAGUGCCUCGUGCCCCUGCACGCGCUUCCGUCCCCACCCCUGGCUGGGGCACAGCCCCUCAGAGCCAGGCGUGAGCAGAAACACCCUGCCCUGCCGUGCUGGACCUGUGCAGGUGUCACUGAACCUGUGCACAGUGUCACUGACCCUGUGCACAAUGUCACUGAAUGUGUGCAGGUGUCACUGACCCUGUGCACAAUGUCACUGAACCCUGCUCUGCAGUGCUGGACCUGUGCACAAUGUCAUUUAACUCUGCCCUGCAGUGCUGGACCUGUGCAGGUGUCACUGACCCUGUGCAGGUGUCACUGACCCUGUGCACAAUGACACUGACCCUGUGCACAAUGUCACUGAACGCUGCUCUGCAGUGCUGGACUUGUGCACAAUGUCAUUUAACUCUGCCCUGCAGUGCUGAACCUGUGCAGGUGUCACUGACCCUGUGCAGGUGUCACUGACCCUGUGCAGGUGUCACUGAACCUGUGCAGGAUGUCAUUUCACCCUGCCCUGCAAUGCUGAACCUGUGCACAAUGUCACUGACCCUGUGCAGGUGUCACUGAAUGUGUGCAGGUGUCACCCUGCCCGUGCAGUGUACUGAACCUGUGCACAAUGUCACUGACCCUGUGCAGGUGUCACUGAAUGUGUGCAGGUGACACUGACCCUGUGCAGGUGUCACUGAACCUGUUCACAAUGUCACUGACCUGGUUCAGCAUGUCACUGAAUGUGUGCAGAUGACACUGACCCUGUGCACAAUGUCACUGAAUGUGUGCAGGUGUCACUGACCCUGAUCAGGAUGUCAUUUCACCCCACUCUGCCCGGGUACAGCUCCAGGCUCUGCUGGUGCAGGCUGGAACAGCCUGAGGGGAUUUUGGGAAGGGAUCCCCUGGCAGGGCAGUGUUCAGUUCCCCUGCAGGGCUGCGGGGUGGCACUGCUGGGGACGUGCCAGCCCUUCAGGGAGGCACACAAUGACACCCUCCAGUGCCUGGGCUGCCACUGUCACUGUCACCACAGGCUGGCAGUGACCCUGGGGUGCAGCAGCUCAGCCCUGGGCUGGCACUGGCACUGUCACUGUCACUGUCACCACAGCCUGGGGUGCAGCAGCUCAGCCCUGGGCUGGCACUGACAGGCAGGGCAGCAUUUCUGGCAUUUCUCACUGCUGGUGCAGAGCUCCCAGAGGGCUGGCAGGAAUCAGGGUGCCGUUCACAGCUCACUGGGGCUUUGGGGAGGAGGUUCCCCUUGCUCAGCCCUGCCCCAGGAGCCUGGCCAGCCCUCGGGGAAGGACAAGCUGCACGUCUCAGCCUGUGCCCAGGGGAACCUUUCAGGUUACAUUUUGUGGCGGGUGAAACACGAGGAUGUUUUACUUCUCAGUGUAAUUUUAAGAGGCCUGGCCUGGCUCAUGAUCUGCCCUCUCAUAUUCCAUGGUGUGUGUGUGUGUGUGUUUUUGCUCUCUCUCACUUUCUCAGAGUCACAGAGCUGUUUUGAUUGAUUGUCCUCAGCUGCAGCUGAAAGUCCAGCCAGCCAGUUUAUAGACUUGGUUCCAGCAUCAAUUCUCACUUUGAAAAACAUGACAUUUAAAACCAACCUUUGGUUUUCCUACAUAUGGAUCUGAUGCUUUUGUUCAAGAUUGUUUUUGCUGCUUUUCCCCUGCAAUAUAAGUCUCAUUUGGACACCACAUCUCCUUGACCUCAGAGCACCUUCAUUUCAGUGCCAUGGUAAUUGACAGGUUGAAUUUAUGAGACACUGUCAAGGCUCAGUAUUAAUAGCAGAUAUUAAUGUCACCAGCGUUUUCCAAUAGAGAAUUAAUGGCAGUGUUGUCUGUAACCCUCUGAAAGGAUUCCUCCUGCCUCCACACAGGCCCUGCUUUUCUGCUUUCUGCUCUAAUCCCUUGGUUUUAAUGACAUUACAACAGGGCACUCAGCAAAUCCCUCCCCUUCCCUGCUCCUUCUCCGUGACUUUGCUCCUUUUCAAGUGGUUGGUGCGAGCCCAGAGUAAGUGUGGAGCUGUCUGAGGGUGGGAGGUGCUGUGAGAGGUGCCCAGUGCUGAGGGGAGCUGUGGUGGACACAGAGCUGUCCCUGCACCCCUGGUGGUGGACACAAAGCUGUCUCUGCAUCCCUCGUGGUGGACACAAAGCUGUCUCUGCACCCCUGGUGGUGGACACAGAGCUGUCCCUGCAUCCCUGGUGGUGGACACAAAGCUGUCCCUGCACCCCUGGUGGUGGACACAAAGCUGUCCCUGCAUCCCUCGUGGUGGACACAAAGCUUGGCCUGAGCCAGGAAUUCCUUAGACAGAAGCCAGAGCUCGGUGGCUGCAGCUCAGGGAGGAGAGCCAGGGACUCCUGUGUGCCUCAAAGCCCUGCAGAGCUGCAGGGUGAGAGUCAGGCUCUUCUCUCUGCUGUUGAAUUGGCGCCUCUGUGAAGAUCAAAAGCCUUUGGUUGCUGCUCAGGUCUUUGUUUGGCCAAGACAGGCUCUGGGAAACCUUUCCUGAAGAGCCCAGGGAUGGAGGAUUAGGGAUGUUCUUCCCAAAGGUGUUGUGUGCUCGCACAGCACAGGGCUUGGGACUGCCCCAGAGUGGGAUUUUUAGAGAAGCAGGUCUCAAAUGCCAUAAACCUGAAAGAACCCCAAAGGCAGGGGGCAGAGAGAGAGCAAAGCUGCUGGGGGCUCAGCCCUGGGCUGUGGGCUGGUGGGUUUGCAGGGCAGGGAGGGCCUCUCCAGGCUGCCACAGCCCAUCCCAUGUCCCUCCUCCUCCUCCCCCUGCAAUCUCCAGGAUGCUGCAGGCCCUGCCAUGGUGGAGCUCUGAAGUGUCACUGGUAGCAAAGAUGUUUUCUGGGUCCCCAGGAGCCCUUUGGACCCUUAAAUCUGUAAAAAAAAGGAGCUGGAGGGCAUUUUCUGGUUCCUGUUCUUAAGCACCAGGUUCAUGCUGCUGCACUGGGUGCAAUGCCCAUCUUUCCUGGAGUUCUUCCAGGUGUACAAACCUUGACACAGAUAUCUCUGUACUGUAUUUCUCUGCUUUUCCCUGACUUUUGAUGAGUUUACUGCUGACAAAGAGGCAACUCUGACUUGUUAAGGAGGUGAAACUUCAUGUCUGGAGGCAGGUGUGUGAUGCAGGAGGGAGUUGGUGGGUCCCUACUUGAAAAAAUCUCUAAAAAAAAUCUCAAUUCUCAACCCUGUGGUUGAGCAGGUGCUGCUGCACCUUGUCCAGGUGGGAGGGGCUGAGGGCAGAGCCUCAGCUGGGAUUUCUCCAUGCUGCUGUGUACCUGCCCAUUUCCCUUCUUCCCAACACGUUCUGGAAGAGGAAAUCCUGCUUGGUCAACACAGCAUUGCUUCAGUGGCUGCUCUGGUGUGCUUCAGACAAGGUUCCCACCAGCUCCCAUGUUUAAUAAAUCUUUUUUAUUCAAAUCAACCCCCAAAAAGCCAGCCAAGAUGCUCCUUUUUUCCAUUUUUUUAAAAUUUCUUUCCUUUUCCAUCUUGUUCCUGUUAGAGGAACUCUGGGAGCCUGUCUUGGUGCUUUCACUCUUCCACAUGCCAAAGAUCCCUCUUAGUUAUGCUCCUGCCAAACCAGAUCUUAUAGUCUUGCCUCUGAAACCAUCCACUUCCCUGCUCCUCGGGGUUCCUUUUGUUGCUGUUGCUUUUUCAUUGAAUUUCCUCCUGUUUAUUGACAUGUCUAUUGUUGAGCUUCCUGGACACAUGCAGCUCUCUUUUUUUGGGAUGCAGGGAAAGACAAAUAGUUGCCUUCACUUGUGUGCCCCUGCUGUUGGGGAAACACUGUCAGGGCUGUGAUUCCUACAGCUGGGAUGGCUCACGUGGAGCUGGGGUCGUGGAGGGUGUAAACUGGCCCUGCUGCACUGCCUUGGCUGGAGGAAAGCCACUUUGGUCCAGCUGAGAACCUGUCCUGAGUGUCUAAACAGCUACUACACACUGAUAGAGAUUAAUGAGCACAAAUCCCCACGGAUUAGCCGUAAAAUGGCGAUUUUGCUCAUUAAUCUUCAUUGCCACGUUGUGGUUGUUGGUGUCAGAGCAGGCUCCCCUCUCUGCUCUGGGAGUGCCCAGAGGAGGGGGCUGAGCCUGGGCAGAGGCAGGCUGGGCAGCACACACAGAGCACACCACACGUCCACAUUUCACACCCUGUCUCCUGCCCCCAGGCUCCUUGAAAACCCUUAAGCAGCAGCAGAGGAUGGAUCCCAGGGCUUUGCCUGCUCCUCUGGCCUCUGCCUGGGCUAUCAAACCCAGAUUGUUUCUGCUGAGAAGGGAUCACAUCUCCUCAUUAAUAUUUCAGGUCAGCCUUUGCUGGAGCAGAUGGAGAAUGUGAAAUUUGCCCCGUGCUCUGCAGAGCUGGGAGAUCCCCCCCUGGAUCGUGCCUGGAGGAGUGGCAGCUCUGUUGAAGGCUGAAAGGACUCUGCUCCUUCACCCAACCCCACUCCAUAAAAACAGUGGCUUUUGGUGAUAAACAGGGUCAGAAAAAGCUGCAAAUCUCGGAUUUGAGGCGUUUGCAGAUGAAUAAACACAGGCAGGAGCUGCUGGUGCAGUGCUGCAGGCACAAAGGUCCAUUGCUGGAUAAAUGGAAAGGACUCUGAGAGUGCAGUGAACUUCAAGGGUGGAUUUAAUGGCCUGGGGACAAAGGGAGUGCUCUGAUGGGCAGCUGCUGUCAGUCCUCUCUGCCAGGGAGGAGCAGGAGAGGCAGGACCCAGCCUGAGAGCAGCCUGGCUGCCCCUGCCCUCCCCACACCUUCCUUCAGGCUCAGAUUUGUCAGUCCCACUCAUCCCCAGCUCCAGCAAGGGGGCAAAAACCUAAAACCCAAAAGAAACCCACAGGGGAAAACCUGCAGGUGACCCAAGGCACGCUGCUGCUGCUGCUGUGUGGCCUUAGAAAAAGGGAAAAGCCUGGAAGGUUUUUCCCUUUUAUAAAAAGGGAAAAGGCCUGGAGGCCUCUGGAGCUGAGAGAGAAGAGGGGAAGCUUUCAAGGUGGUCCCAACGAGAUUAAUGCUGGAAAUGCCCCAUUUUCAGGCCAGCAGGAGGAGGGAAUUCCCCAGGGACAGCCAGGGAGCAGCUGGGGCUGCAGGAUGGCUGGGGAUGUUUCCAUCUAGGAGAGAACAUUCUGCCAUCUCAGAGUGUCCCAGAACACCCAAAAACCUUCAGCAUUUUUAUGGUUUGGGGUUUUUUUUUCAGGGUGGAUACUGCAAAAAGUCAGAAAGGGCUUUGAUUUGUGUCCUUCAGAGCAGCCCUGGGAUGCUGCAGAGCUCUGGGACACCUGACAUCCUGAGCACCUUCAUAUCUUUAUUUUCAUGUCAAAAUACUUCUCAUUUUUUUAUUUUCAUGGGAUUUUACUGGCAGCCAGCAGGAAGGGGAAGGAGCCUGCAGUCCAUGGAGUGUUUGGUGGAGGAAGGAGCUGCCUGUCCUCUCCAAUUCCCUGCUCCCUAAUUCCCCACCUGGGAAUCCCCACCCCACAGGAGUUUGUUUGCUGCCCUUUGGGACGCCUGACAUCCUGGGCAUCUUCAUAUCUUUAUUUUCAUAUUAAAAUAUUUCUCAACUUUUUAUUUUCAUGGGAUUUUACUGGCAGCCAGCAGGAAGGAGCCUGCAGUCCAUGGAGUGUUUGGUGGAGGAAGGAGCUGCCUGUCCUCUCCAGUUCCCUGCUCCCUAAUUCCCCAGGUGGGAAUUACCUACACAGCCACCCUGCAGGAGUUUGUCCCUUCAUUUGCUGCCCUUUGGGGAUGCUGGGCGGCUCUGGAGCUGCAGCAGCCCUGCUCUGAGGUGGCUGAGCCCAGGCAGCAGCCAGGAUGAGCCACAAUCCCUUCCUUGGGAGGCUCCUGGUGUUUGGAGGACGGGGCGAGCGUCCAGCGGCCGCGAGGUUCUGCGGGAUAAACCGGGACAAGUUUGGACGUGGAGAUGGAAAUCUCAAAAGCUCAGACAUCCUUUGGCCAUUUCCAAAGCUGCCUGGUGUUAGCCAGACCUGAAAACCCUUCCUAGGAGUUUGAUUUCGGGGUAUUUUGAUCUGUUACUUUCGCUUUUGGGCUUUAGCUAAAUCCAGGAAACUCGCAGUGGUGUAAUUUUUGAAUCAAGACUAAACACACCCCGAAGUAUUCCUGAACCCAUCAGGAAAGCUGAUGCUUGGUUUAUCUUCCAGGAAUAAUUCAGGCCAGCUCAGGCUUGAAUUCAGUCUGGUUUUGCCCCUAGAUAAUGAUUGUUUUUGAGGAAAUAAUGAGAGCAGGCCGUGAUCUUUCCAAAAGGCUGUGACCUGAGGCACCAAGCUGUUCCAGGAGGUGGAUGGAGAUAAAUUCACUGAGAGGGGCCAAUGUCUGGAGGCUGGAAGAGCAGCCUGGAGUAUCCAUGGCCUCCAAAAGCUCACACAGACACAUUUUCCCCAGGAAUUAUGGGAUGGAGGUGUUGGGUUCUGCCAUAUCUCGGGAUUUUUCCCUCUAGGAGAGAACAUUCCGCCAUCUCAGGGUGUCCCAGAACACCCAAAAACCUUCAGCAUUUUUAUGGUUUGGGGUUUUUUUUUUCAGGGUGGAUAGUGUGAAAAGUCAGGAAGGGCCAGGUGUCCUUGAUUUGCACAGCCAGGGUGAAGAAAUGUGGAUUAAGUGCCUGGUAAAAGCCAAAAAAAGGUGUGUUUAAAGAUAAAUCCCCGUCUCUGUCACAGCUGUUGAGCCAGGAUCGAAUUUUCCCAAAUCCAGGUACAGCUGCAGAGCUCUCCAUCCAUUUUUAGCCCAAAUUUACUCCCAAAUCCUGCAUAAACACCUACAGCAUGGACUGUGCCUUCUGGGGGGCUUCUUGCAGGCUGGGGCUCAAAAUCCAAAAUCCCCCACGCCAGGAUUUGGCUCUGAAUUUUCCCUUUACAAUCCGUGUGUAAAGUGAAUUUCCAGGGCUCGGCCGCUGUUUUUAUUUUGGUGAAUCCAGUGGUUUGUGCUUGGUGAGAGCUGUCCCUGUGCCAGGGGCUGCUGGAAAUAGUCACAACAUCCAAAAGAGCUGGAAUUCUGCAUUUUUUAAUAGCAAUACAACGAGGGGAAGCUGCUAAAUAGAGCUUCUUGUAAGCUGGAAAUGUGUUGGAGUAAAAUUUGUCAUUUCUUGUAGGGGAAAAAAAAAACAAACCCUAAACAACUCUCUAAAAUUGUCCCAAAUCUUCAAUUUAAGGAUUUACAGUUUUAUUGGCAAAGAUCCAUGUUUAGCAUCAAUCUAUGGGAUUUCUAGACUUUCUGCCUUAAGGUGUGAAGUCUGCUUUUUCUGGAGAUGGUGGGAAACCUGUAACAAGAAUAUUUCUACAUCGUUUUGGCUGGGAAAAAAAAAAACCCCAAACACCAAAAAAUGAGCAAAAAAAUGGAAAAGCACCCAGAUCCCAGUGGUCUGGUGUUGGAGAGGGCACAUGAACAUGUUAGGAAGGAGAAGACUUUCCAACCUGCUGUAAUGCAAGUCCUUUUUUACUUCAUUUUUAGGAAUUUUUUUUUUACAGUACCAUCAUUUGGUUGCUUAACUGUGAAAGUCUCUGCUUUUCCAUCCCUGUGGAAGGCUGAUAUUCUUUCUCAUGUUCUUCUUAUUUAUUAUUUAUCCCUUUCUGGUACCAUCCAAGAGGUGCUGAGGUAUCUCCCAGCCUGCCCUGGAGCCAUGUGGAAAUCCCUGUGGUUUCUCCUACCAGCUGGGAUGGCAGUAGACACCUAAUUACCAUUUUAAAUUAUAUUUAUAGCAAGUUAGAUUAUUUUUCUUUUAGCGUCCUGGUUUGCUCUAGAAUUAGGCAUGGGGAUAAGGAAUCUUGUUUUUAAAAAAUUGGUAUUUUUUUUGGAGUUUUCUUUUAACAUCUUGGGGGCUUCUGAAGAAACCUGCUCACUUUUAUGUUUGUAGGAGGGAAAAACGAAGUGGGUUUCUUGUUCCUUUGAGAGGGGAUUGAGUAGCACCAGGGUUCAGUUUAGCUGGUAAAAUGCUCUGUGUCACAUCAUUAAAACCACCCCGAAUUCUGACAAAACAACCGCUUUCCACCUGAAAAUUACAAUGUGGUUGGUGACAAACUUGGUUUGUGCAAGGCUCGUGCCAGGCUUUUCUCCGUCAGAUUUCCAUGGGGUUUGCUGAGCCCUGGGUGCUCAGGGUGGGCCAGGGCAGGGCUGGGGACAGCCAGGUGUCACCUCUGGGGGUGGAGGACGCCUGGUCCUGCCGAAAUAAUCCAGCAAUUCAUCAGCAGCUUCUUGUUCUCCAGGGGAUGUUGAGGGCAAUCCCUGAAGUGUGGGAGAGAAUCAGGACUGGGGGCCUCAAAACCCGUCAGGUUUUGUUCUUUUUAUUCCCUUUGUCCCCUUGGAAAAGGUGCUUCCAAAGCCUCCCCAGCCUUUCUGCUCAAGAAGAACAGAAUCGGAGAACCACAGAGUCAUUAGGGUAGAAAAACCUUGAAAAUCACCGAGUCCAACCAAAAACUCAGCACUGCCAAGGCCACCACCAACCCAUGUCCCCAAGUGCCACAUGCCCACAUUUUAAACCCUUCCAGGGAGGUGACACAAGCCCUUCCCUGGUGCAGCUGUUUUCAGACAGCUCACGCUGCUUCUCUGGUUUGUUUUCUUUCCCCAACGUAUAAGAAACGUUGGGUAGCAGAAUGUGGAAUUGAUUAGAAGUUCAUAAAGCAGGGACCUCAGAAGGAUGUGGGUAUAAAUGCUUUUCAGGCAUCCGAGGUGAACUUUAAAUGGAGCUUUGGCCCUCAUUUGCUUUCUGCUUUUCAAAAACCAUUUAUGAGAAAGUGGACCUGUCAAAGCCAUGCAUGAACUUUGCCUUCUUGCAAAUAACUUGUCUCAAAGUAAAUUGUCCAAAUGCACAAGAAACUUGUCUCAAAGUAAAUCCAGUAGCUCUACAAAGCUGGAGUUGUGUGCAUUAGAGGGUGUGAGAGGUGUGUGUGUGUGUGUGUGUGUGUGUGUGAGCACGUGUCGUUCUUGGGGGUGUGCAGGGAGUAACUCGACCAUUUUGAGAUUUACAAAAACACAAUGCAAGUGCUUUUAGAAAAAAAAAAAAAAAAAGAAAAAAAAGGCAGCGUAAAAUAUUUAUUUCUUGGCAGAAGUACAUCAGACCGCAUCUCCCAUCCUUCUUUUAAUUGCUUGGUGUUUGUUUGUGUUGUCUCAGGCUUUGCUGGUUUCCUCUGCAGGGCUCUGUCACCUCACACAACCCCUCUGUCAGCCAGGGCACGGGGCAGCUCCAGCCCCUCAGGAGAGCCCUGGGGUGCAGGCAGGGAGCAGAGGCAGAGCUGCUGCUGGGUUAAAGGCAGCGCAGAGCAGCGUGGGUGAUUUUCAGUUUCCAGCCUUGUGGAGGGAACUGUUCCCUUGUGAGAACCCAAACCACCACAGCCUGAGGCAGCACCCGAGUCACAGCCUUGGGGAGGGUGCUUGGCCAGCCAGGGCAGCUUGGAGGGGGCGAGGUGGCACUGGCAGGGCUGUGAGGUGGCACUGGCUGGUCGGCAGGGUCCUGUGGGCUUUGCCCAGGGUUUGGAGCUGCCCUGUGUGGGGUGGGUGCUCCGAGCUCCCGUUCCCAGCCAGGUGCAGGCAGUGCCAAGCUCACUGCUUGUGCCCGUGCUCCAGAGUCUUUCUGAGGUCACCUGGCUGCCCACCUGCACGUCCCUGUGCUGCCUUCGCCCAUCUCUGCUGUUCCUGGUGCUCUGGAGAUGAGCAGGGGUAGCAGAGUGACAGUAGGACUGUGUGUGUAAUGUUUGAGAGGCUUUUACUCCAUGUUGUUGUUUUAAUGAGACGCUUUUAGGAUCCUUGCUGAACUGGUAUUCUUUAACCUUCACUGCCACAGAUUCUUUCUUCCCUUCCCUUUCUUCUCUUCACUUCAAUGAGAUUGGCAAAAUACAUUUGGCUUUAAAAAAAUCCCAACCAACCCCAAACCCUGCUGAUGGGAUAAGUUACUCCUCUUUACUGUGCUUUGAUUUGAUUUCUCAGGAUACUCAGAGGUUUUUCACUGCUGCUGAGAGGGGACAGUACACCUUUUUGGAGACUUCAACCACUGUAACAGUUUUCCAGAUGUGUGUGUGCGUGUGCGUGUGUGUAAGCCAGCGCUGUGCGUGCGUGUGUUCUGCUGAAUAUCGUGUGCAUCUCUGAAAUGCUUCAAACAACUGCCUGGAAGUCAAAAAACCAACCACCUCUUUCCAGUCAUAUGUUUGCCGUGACUUUUCAUAACCACACUUGAAACUAGUGGUCUUGGAUGGAAAUAUUCAAAGAGCAGGGCAUCUUUAUAGCAAUGGUAUGUCAGUCGAAUUACGGGAAAUGUACACAAAAAUAAAUAAAUGAAAUUUAAAAGGAA
Molecule: messenger RNA, 13036 nt
Organism: Camarhynchus parvulus
Lineage: Eukaryota; Metazoa; Chordata; Aves; Passeriformes; Thraupidae
Gene: MAP2K6
Product: mitogen-activated protein kinase kinase 6
Exons: 12
Coding region: 194-1204 (336 amino acids)
Biological process (GO): protein phosphorylation; MAPK cascade
Molecular function (GO): MAP kinase kinase activity; ATP binding
Source: RefSeq, a predicted model, not a curated record